Molecule: messenger RNA, 323 nt
Organism: Saimiri boliviensis boliviensis (Bolivian squirrel monkey)
Lineage: Eukaryota; Metazoa; Chordata; Mammalia; Primates; Cebidae
Source: RefSeq, a predicted model, not a curated record
CUUUCUCUGUCCUCGUGGUGAGUGCUUUACUCCGUUUCUCACCAUGUCUUCUCACAAGACUUUCAGGAUUAAGGGAUUCCUGGCCAAGAAACAAAAGCAAAAUCGUCCCAUUCCCCAGUGGAUUCGGAUGAAAACUGGUAAUGAAAUCAGGUACAACUCCACAAGGAGACACUGGAGAAGAACCAAGCUGGGUCUAUGAGGAAUUGCACGUGCAAUGGCACACAUAUUUAUGCUGUCUGAAGGUCACAAUGGUGUUACCAAAUCAAGCUGAGAAAUGUCACUGCUAUCUGGAGAAGUCUGAACAGUUUCCUCUCUGGAUCUGU